Messenger RNA from Perognathus longimembris pacificus (Pacific pocket mouse), 1809 nucleotides. It is a transcript of the gene Caps2, whose product is annotated as calcyphosine 2. Gene Ontology annotation, molecular function: calcium ion binding. Bases 1 to 1809 code for a protein of 602 amino acids. The transcript is spliced from 17 exons. The record is from RefSeq and is a predicted model, not a curated record. Lineage: Eukaryota; Metazoa; Chordata; Mammalia; Rodentia; Heteromyidae.
AUGAUAAAUACAGAAACUAGAAUGGAUUUAGGGGUUAAAGGAGUGUCUGCUGCUCCUAGGAGCCAAACUCAACUAUUCUCUGGAAGGAAGAAUGCUCUCAAACAAGGAUGCAUUUCCAGAUCACAGUCAUCCCAGGACCCCUGCUCCCCUAUAGUCCCACCACUUGAUUUGAGAAGCCUUAUUGGUUCUGAUGAUGAGGAUGAGUUUUCACAGGUCCCUCCUAAUAGAAAUGAUAUGUAUUUUAACUCACCAAAUUCAACAUUUGCUGUCGGUUGGGAUGUAUCACACAAAAUACCAUAUAACCAGCAUCAUCUCAGUGAAGUGAAACCAGACACAAUACCUGAAAAUUUGCCAGCACCCACAGGCAAAUACCAACAGUAUGAAACUGAAAGGAAAGACAGAUAUAAAGAUUAUAAUCAAAGAAAUGCAGAAAAAGCAAAAUCAAGUAUAACACAUCAAGAGACUCCAAGCAAGAAGGCAGACAAAAAGUGUGAUCAAGGGGAAGAAAGCAGCAUGGGGGACCUCAUGACUUUGGAUAGGAAAGCCCUCCUACAGCAAGGCUUUGCCAACAACCCUUACCACGCACAGCACAGCACAAAGAAAUCAGACGCAGAAAAUGUGGCUGCAGAAAAGAAGAAACAAGCUGUUGCAGAGCAAAUGUUGAUAGACCACUUAUGUAGGGCUGUGAUCAGUGACCCAGCACAGAAUUUAAGAAUGGAGAAACAAGAAAGUGAUCAUAUCCUCCCAGAUUCAAAGAGAACACCUCUUCAAAUUAGGAAAAGAACACUACAUGAAACAAAGAUAAGGACCAACUCUACUUUAACAGAAAAUGUACUUUCUCAUAAAGUUCAGUUUGAUAGUAGGAUCAUAUCAAGAAAUGGACAUGAUGCCUGCAGAGAGCUGGUUGGGUUCUUUUUCACUCAUGACCAGUCCCUUGCAAUGUACGAGUAUCGGCAAUUUGGGAAAAAUAGAACAACUGUUCUUCCCUUUAUUCACAAGCAUACUUAUAGUCAUCAGUGCGGACGAAGAAAAGGAAAACAAUACCAACUUGGUGAUUUUCAUAUUGGUGCAACCUUGACAUUUUUAAGCUCUGAUCAUCCCAGCCUUCCCAAAACCAUAAAAGAAAAUUCAAUACUUACACUCCGGAUCACAAAUAUUGAUCAAAUAGCUUUGGAUUCUCUGAAAACUGCUUCAGUGAGACAGGAGGAAGACAUAAUCCAUCAAGAAGCCAGUGAUAGGCUAGUCUUCAAGGUCAUUCAAGAUGUGCUAAAAGGAAGACUACAGAAAAGAGGAGUGCGUGUUUUGACUGGAUUAGGAAAGUACUUUAAACAAUUGGAAAACGAAGGAAAUGGACUUUUAGAUAAAGCAGAUUUUAAGCAAGCCCUAAAAGUAUUUCACUUAGAAGUAUCUGAAAAGGAUUUUGAAUCUUUAUGGCUAAUUCUGAGUGAUAAUGACCAGAGAAAAGUGGAGUAUGGAGACUUCAAACGUGCCAUUUUUGGUGAAAUGAAUGAAUAUAGGAAAUCAUUUGUUCGAAAGGCCUUUAUGAAACUGGAUUUUAACAAAACUGGCACUGUACCUAUGACAGACAUAAGGAAAUGUUACUGUGCAAAGAAGCAUCCUCAAGUCAUUUCAGGCCAGUCCACGGAGGAAGAAAUCAAAUCAGCUUUUCUUGAAACACUGAUAGAUGCCUGCAGCAACUUUGAUGAAGUGUCUUACAGUGAAUUUGAAGAUUACUAUGAAGGCCUAAGCAUAGGGGUGGCUGAAGAUGAAGACUUUGUUACCAUAGUACGUACUCCAUGGGGAAUUUAG